CCUACUUUUUUCAGAUUAUUCUCAACAAGCGUUUCUAAAAUCGUCUCUGUAUCUCAACCGGUCAAUAGAAUCAUCACGGUAAAAUGGUCGGAUGGUAUUCAAGGGAAAUUCCCGCUGACAUGGCUGCGAGACUGUUCACCGGAUCCAGCCACGUACACGAUAAGCCCCGCAAUGGUUGCAAGGAACCUGAGAAUGAAUGAGUUCGACGUAGAGCAGAAUCCGAAAUCUAUUCGAAUUGAGAAUGAUCAACUCGUGAUCGAUUGGGAGGGAACACAAUCCAGGUUCGACUCAGACUGGCUUCUGUUCCGGAAUCCCUCAGAUGAGUUGACGAGAAAGUUAAGAAGGCAAGUGUAUCUGUUCCCAGAUACCACAUGGGAUAAGGAAGAAAUCGAAAGGCGUUUACAGAAGUUCGACUACAGCGCAGUUCUCAUUGAUGACAAGACUCUUCACGACUUUCUUGAAGCAGUAUGUAUGGAUGGCAUUGCUCUGAUCAAAAACGGCCCAGUGGGUACAAGAAGAGCUGUUCCUGACAUUGGAGAACGAAUCGGCCUCAUCCAGAACACUCAUUUCGGAAAAGUUUUCGAAGUAGCAACAAAACCUGAUGCAAGUAAUAUGGCAUACGCUUCCCGAAGCGGUCUACCAUUUCACACAGACUUCCCGUCACUUGCUAAUCCUCCACAGCUCCAAAUGUUGCAUAUGAUAGAGCAUGCUGAACAGGGUGGGAACAGCCUCUUUGUUGAUGGAUUCCACGUUGCCGAACAGCUUCGACGAGAACAACCGGAAGCCUUUGAUAUUCUCACUAAGUAUUCCAUUGAAUUCAUCGAAGAAGGUUUUGACGUUCAUGAAGGUCCUGAUGGAAAAUCCCAAAAAUUCGACUACAAUAUGUGUGCCAGGCAUCGUACCAUCAAAUUGGACGAUUCUGGACGAGUAGUCAAAAUUCAAUUCGGUAACGCUAUGAGAAGCUGGUUCUAUGAUUGUGAACCAGAAAAAAUCCAGGAGAUCUACCGUGCUCUGAAAAUAUUUACGGACUACUGCUACAAGAAGGAAAACAUUUUGAAGUUUGGUCUUGAAAAUGGUGAUACCGUACUAUGGGCGAACACCCGACUACUUCACACCCGCGACGAAUACCAUAAUGCUCCAAACUGCAAUCGGACACUGACCGGCUGUUAUUUCACGUGGGACAUCAUCAAAUCAAAAGUACGGUAUCUAAGACGAAAGCUCGCUCUGCCCAGUGCUCAACCAUCGGCCUAG
Messenger RNA from Haemonchus placei, 1251 nucleotides. The record is from the annotation of a GenBank genome assembly. NCBI's taxonomy places the organism in Eukaryota, Metazoa, Nematoda, Chromadorea, Rhabditida, Trichostrongylidae.